This is a messenger RNA of Anopheles coluzzii, 9187 nucleotides long. It is a transcript of the gene RASSF8, whose product is annotated as transcription factor mef2A. The record is from RefSeq and is a predicted model, not a curated record. Lineage: Eukaryota; Metazoa; Arthropoda; Insecta; Diptera; Culicidae. The coding region runs from base 1375 to 4434 and encodes 1019 amino acids. The transcript has 7 exons. Gene Ontology annotation, biological process: signal transduction.
ACCACACACAAGCGAGUUCAAGUUCUAAAGCCGGCUACUGUGAUGAAACUUCCCGAUGCUUCUUCUAUCUACACCACCAUUCCACUGUGACGGUGCGUUAAAGCGUCAAACACGUCUUCAGCGCCAGAACCGUCCCCGUUCGAUGGCUUAAAGUUUCGCUCCCCCCAAAAAAAAACCUCUAACCAGAGAAGAAAAUAGUCCUGACGCACAGGUUGUGUACGUGAAUCUGGUCGGACGGCGUCUCAAACGGUGCGUGGCAAGUGUGUGUGUGUGUGUGUGUCGUUUGUUUUCGUUUGUCGCCAUCUUCUCCCCUUGCCCGUCCUGUCCUGGUGCAUUAUCGGCCAGAGCUGUGGUGGAGUGUUUUGGUUGCGUGCAGUUGCACCGAGGGGCCCACCGAGGGUUCCCCCUGGCCUGGCCGGCGGCCUACCUGUGCGAUGUGCAUUGCGUUGCGUUGUGUUUGUUCCGUUGGUUCGUUGAAUGUACCAAACACGGCGCGGCACACAUAUCGGCGUUACCUGUUUUAAAGGGCAUAUCAUAAAAGCAACAACAACAAAAUAAGGCGUUAAAAGAAAGCCAAGUGCAAAAAGGAGGAGCAUUUGUGUAGUUUAUGUAAUUGUAGCUCCUCAAAGUGUUGAUUGUUGUCCUCAGUGUUAACAAGUGUGAGCUGUGUUUUGUGUAUUUUGAAAUUAAAUCCUGAUCGUAAGCACUUCAACAAGAUUCGACGUACGACAGCAAAAAGGUGCGUUAUUCACACAAUUACAACAAUUUCAAAAUCAGAGGUGUCAAUCCGGCAGAUCAUAGCUUAAUGUUGAGCCAGCGGAAAAAGGUACUCAUUGCGCCGUCCGUCGCACCCAAGUCGCACUGUGCGAGCGAUCCAUGAUCCACGCCCGUCCGGACAUGAGAACCCUCGCCGGUGUAACGUAGUGUGUUUUGUGUGUUGUGUGUAGGGCACGCAGCCGAUAGGGUAGCGUAUGUGUGUGUGUGUGUGUGUAGUGUAAGCGAACGCGGCGUGUUCCGGCGUCCCCGGAAGUGAACGCAAACGAGACGAACGACGUGACACUUCCGUUCACCCGGCUCAUGUCGAACCGGCGCAUCGCCUGUUUGCAGGUGUAUCGCGGUGGUCGGUGGUACGGCCAGCGGUGAAGGAGCGCAAACGGAAAAGAAAACACGACGACGCGGUACCCCAUUGAACCGAUAUCGGGGAGCGGAAGUCCGGGACUGACUCGGGCCCAGGACGUCUCGAAAAGCCAUCAUCGUUAACGCGGGCGGCGUGUGUAGCUGGUGGCCGUCGAAAGGGACGCCUUCCUGCCUCGGAAGGCAGCAAACGGUGGAGGUGCCCCCGAUACCAGCGGGCACCCGGCGGUCGGUGGUGCGAUGGAGCUGAAGGUAUGGGUCGAAGGAAUCCAACGUAUCGUGUGCGGCGUCACGGAAGUCACCACGUGUCAGGAUGUUGUGUUUGCGUUGGCACACGCCACCGGCAAAACGGGACGCUUUACGCUCAUCGAACGGUGGCGCAAUAACGAGCGUCUGCUGGCACCGCACGAGAACCCGCUCAAGAUCCUGAUGAAAUGGGGCGAAUACUCGAGUGACGUGCAAUUUAUCUUGCAACGAUCAGAUCAACAGCAGCAGCAGCAGCAGAAAAAGGAUGCCCAGCAGCAACCGCAGCAACAACAGCAACAACAGCAGCAGCAUCAAACGGCACCAUCGACGCAGACUGCACAGUCCCAGCAGCAGCUGCUCCGCCAGCAGCAAAAGCUAAACCAACUCAACAACAAUCAUAUCGGUGUGAACGGUGGGAUAACGAAUGGCAAGCACGGCGGCCUAACGUCUCCCACAAGCCCCAACGGCAACGGCCAUGCCAAUCCUAUCAUCCCGAAUGGCGUACACAGCACGCAUAACCAUAUCAACAAUAACAACAACGGUGGCACGAUUGGCGGCGGGCAGCACUACUCACAACACCAUCCGAGCAAUGGUGACGAGCAGCAGUCGUUGCUGCUGCAUCAAGCACAUCAGCAGCAGCAGCAGCACGCGAAGAGCAAACUUCAUCAAAACAAUCUAAAAAAUAGCGCCAACAACCAGCUUCACCACCAACAACUCAUCCAUCAGCAACAGCAGCAGCAGCAGCACCAACAACAUCACCAUCAGCACCAGCUAUCCUCAUCGUCUACUUCAUCCGCCGACCACCAGUAUCGAGCGCACCAACAUCAGCAACAAUCGAACGGCGGCGUCGGUGCGUUAAUUCGAACCGGAAAUGAUCCUUCCAACAACAGAUCGGCGGGCGGGCCCGGCCCGUUGGAGUCGCCGGUGGCCGUAAAGCAAUCGGAAUUGAACAUCUCGAGCAGCAGCAGCAGCGCGGUGGUGGGCGGUGGACCGCUCGAGCGAGGCAAAGAAACGAGAAAAAGUCUCAAUUCGUCCGGAUCAAGCGGAAAGACGGACCACCAUCACAACCACCAACAGCAGCAGCAGCAGCACCAUCAUCACUCACAGCAGCAGCAGCAGCAGCAGCUGCACCAUCAGCAGCAAUCUCAGAAGCAUCAGUCGCAGACGACGGCAAACCAGCAAAAUGGAAACGUCGUUGGUGUCGUGCGAGGCAUGAUGCAACACCAGCAAAAGUACAGCCAUGUUCAGCGGCAUUCGCCCAACAGUAGCAGCAGCAGUAGUACCACCACCGCGAAGGCGGGUGUCUCCAGCACCACGGCAGCAGCGGCGGCGGCGGCAUCGACGAGUGACCACAGCACAAGCAGUAGCAGCAGUGUGAGCAGUACCGCCAGCUCCAGCUCGACCGCUUCCUCGAACAAUACCAGCACGAGUAGUGGGAUUGGUGGAAGCGGCGGCAGCAGCGGCACGAGCAGUGGCCACCAUCAGCCGGUAGAGGCGACGUACGCCAGCGUGAUCAAGAAGCCGAAAUCGCACCCAACGGCAACGUCCGCCGGCAGUGGAAACAGCAACAAUGUGGUCGGUGAAUUUAACGCCGCCGAUUUGCGCAGCUCGCUUGACCGCAAGGUGAAUGGGUUGGUGUUUAGCAACGGGUUGAACGAGCGCGUCACGCAACCACCACCGUCGUCGUCCUCCUCUACGUCACCUGCGAUGCCGGUGGGAACGGGUGUAGCAGGACCACAGCAGCAGCCUUCGGGCUCCUCCUCCAGCAUGAUUGUCGGCGCCACACUGAAGCCGGACCAUCAGCAGCAACAUCACGGGACGCUGGGACGCCACUAUCACCAUACGCAGCUGCAGAAUCUACUGUGCGCGGACAAUCAACAUCAGCAGCAGCAGCAGCAGCUGGACACGAGCAGCGUGAGCAGCAUCAGCGGCUCGAGUAUUGGCGGUGGCGGCAACAGCUCCAACAGCAAUCAUCCGUUGCUGUUGACGGGCUCCACGACCAACUCACCGAUAACGGGCAUCUCGUCGAAUGGGGCGCUAGUGCCACCGCCUUACCGGGAUCCACCGCCACCACGGAACAGCCCCCUGUCCCACACGCUUACCAGUCUGAGCAGUACCGGGAGUGGCACCUCGGGCAAUGGCAGUCGAAGGCACGAGAAGGACACGGGAGCGGGUAACCAGCUCUCCGCCAGUGGCGGUGGUGGCUCAUCGUCCGCCUCCUCUACCGUGUCGUCGCUCGUGGUGGUUGGCCCCAAUGGAGGGUCGGAGGAGAUCCUGGUCGGCGACAGUUUACCGCACGCGUCCGGCUACCGGGAACUGAUGCAGCUUAUCAAGUUGCAGCGCGAGAAAAUCAAUACCCAGCAGGCAGAUCUGUCGAAGUACGACAGCGAGAUCGUCUACCUGGAGAGCCGCAGCCGGGAGCAAACGGACCAGCUGGACGCGAUCGCGCAGGAGAUCAGCAAGACGGAGGCCCAGUUCCGGCAGGCGGGCGACCAGCUGCAGGCGUACCAGUACGUGGAGGAGGAGAGCGAGCUGGUCCGGCAGCAGGAGAAGACGCUCAAGUCGGAGAUAACGCUGCUGCGCUCGAAGCUGGCCAACUGCGAGACGGAGCUGCUGCAGUGCAAGAACAAGAUCCGGCUGCUGAUGGACGAGAUACUGGUGGAGCAGCGCAAGUAUAGCCGACAGUACGAUCCGAACCGACAACAGCUGUUGGAGCGGGCUCUAAUGUGUGAAGUUGACAGGCUGCAGGUGGAGAUCGACCUGGCGGUGCAGAGCGCGGACCAGGCGAACAAGGCGCACGACAAGCUGAAGGGCGAGGUGACGCUGCUCGAGGGCGCGAUCGCGGACAAGAAGAAGCAGGUCGAGAAGCUGGUGCACGAGAUGAAGGAGGUGAACCUGCAGAGCCUGGCGGUGGUCCCACCGGCGGACGAGGUGCGCCAUCUACUGGAAGUUGGCUCCGUGAAACCUGGCAGCACCCGGCGCAUGAUCGGAUCGCCCAGGCAGCUGGAAAAUGCAGUCCCGACGAGUAAAAAUCCCCACGGCGUUUGGGUCUAGAGGGAGGCGCAGUUCCAGGGUUACAAAAAAGGUGGACGACUCCCCACCCCGGGGACGGCGAGCGAAGGAUUCGUGUAAAAUCAAAAUAUGAUGGUAACCAUUCUCAAAUGUGAUAAUUGUUGGUAAGCGAAACAGGAGGUAAAGCAUCAACAGAAGCGGCAAAAUAAGGAGCUCUAGGGAACUCGAGUUAGGAAUUGCAAAACGAAGACGAAAGCAGCUGCUGAAUGAAAAGCGAAUUUUGGAAGAAAAAGCACACACACCCACAGACACACACAAACAGAAAUAGAUUGCGCACUUCACCCGCUAGAGGAACUUUACGGAUACAUACAGCUCAUUCCAUCAUUCCGGAAGUAUGUUUGGGGCAGAAGGUAGUAGAUCAGCAAUUGCGUCGUUAGCGACAAUUUAUGGAAAGAAUGACGGGAAUGAGAGUAAACGUUUUAGGGUCCAAAAUAUGUCCACUUUGACAUUGCGUGGCAAAGGAAUGCGCCGUCCCAGCUGGAGCAGGAUGAUAGCUAAGUAAAGCAGCGGAAAGAAGUGUAAUGUUUGUUUGUGUGCGUGUGUGUGUGUGUUUAAUACAGAUUGUUACACAUAGGUUUUAAGGUUUAUUUCCACACACACGAAAUACGGGCUAGAGUGUAUUAAUUUGUUAUAAAAAGAUUAAAAACGACUGAAGGAGUUUGGAAAACAAACGAAACUCCUGGAACGUUUCCUGUCAAAUCACUCACACACAUUGGUCCUUCUUCACCGAGUGUGGAUGCCAUUUUAGCCCUUUAAACUAUACCACUCGAUGUAAUGUAUGUGUGCUUUUGUUUGUAAACUGUUCAUUCUCUCAACGUGAAAAAAAAACACAAAAACAGAAAGGCUUUAAAACCACACCGUCUCUUGCCCUGUUCGGAACGAACGCGUGUCCGAGUAGAGUUACGUACGCAAUAGUAGCCGUGUAGUUUCGUUUUAUAUUUAUUUGUUUGUGCCUACAAAUGUGUAAGCACUCGCUACACUUUUAACUUUCUCUUGCCUCGGGGGCGUAUUUAAGUAAUGUAUUUUAAAAAAAAAGAAGCCCCAUGUGUUUUCUGUGCAUAUGUGCUUGCCACAAUGUGUGUAUGUGUGUCCAUUGUGCUUUAUUGCCAUUGCCAAGCCAUUGCAAAACACACGUUGUUGCCCUUCUGGAAAAGCAACCGUUCCGUGGCGAAACGAACCGAAGCAGCUCAUGUAAGAUAAAAGAGCUUUUAAUGCACGUUGAAAGCUCCCGUACGCUUAAUCCUUUACUGCUGCUGCUGCAGUGUGGAAUGUGUGUGCAUAUUGAAUUUCCCACAGGCGUGCAGAGAUGCAUACUCGUUUGAUUUAAAUAAAAUCCACACCACGAGCACGUGAGGUUUGGCCUUCAAAACGGGAAGGGAUUUAAGCUAUUUUUAAUGCUAACCCCGCCCCACGUGGGGGCCGUUGCACCGUGUGGAGUUGCAUUAAAGAGGACGAUAGACGCAGUAUAAAAGAGAUAAAUAGAUUUCAUAGUCAGUUAAGUGAAAUGUGUUUCAGUUGUAGCAGCAAAAAAAGAAAGGAUGCGAGUGGUGUGAAAUUGUGGGCCGCAAAGAGAGAUUUAAACGCAUAAGCAUAAGUGUGUUGUUGUUGUUGUUUUUAUCGUUCGUUUUCAUUAAGUAAAUUGUGCAACCAGAGGCACCACACACACACACGAAUGGGAGGAAGGUUGAGGCACAUUUAAUGUGUUUCAAACAGCGUUUAGAUUAAACGAAACGAUGGGAUGUGGUGAGAAUGAAAGUGCAGUCUGUUAAUAGGGUAGUGUCUAGAGGCCGGUUCGUCUACCUUGAGUGAGUGUAUAAGGACAGGCAAGGGACGAGGGACAACCAAUCACACCAACCAACAGCGUAUCAAUGUUGAACGAAACGUAAACCACCUAAGGCAGCAAGCAGGAAUCGUAUCGCACGCAAAUCGCCGAUUUAUCCUCCAACUUACACACAUUACCCCACUCGAAAACGGUUUCAAUCUCUUAUCGCUAGUAAAAUCCAUUUCUGUGUUUAAGGAAAGAGAUUUGUAGCUACUUCUCAUCGAGAGAGGAAGGGUUCUGAAACACGAUUACAAGCAUAUCAUUUAUUUUUUUGGGAGACUUAAGAUAUUUUUCUAAUUUGUGAGGAUUUCCCCCCUCGAUUCAUAGAACUAUUUAGACGAACCACUCAUCAAAAUCAACCGAAACGAAAGCUAUAUCAUGUAAAUGAAACACCAAAAACUUGUAAAAAAACGUAACACGAUGUCUAAAGCAUAGUUGUACAGAGAAUUCUAGAUAAAAAAAACUCCAGCCCGUUUAUGCGUUGCUCUCUCCAAAACACGGAAUUACGGAACGGUGGGAUAGUUUCAACAACGCCAGGAUUAACGGGUAGUGGUGGUGGAGAAAUGCUGGCAGUGAAUGCGUUUGCAAAGCUCUCCACGGUGCAUCGCCGCUUUUGCUGCUUGCACUUUGCUUUGCUGCGUACCUUGAAGAGAGAGAGAGAGAGAGAGAGGAAAAAGAGAAGAAGAAAACCACUCUCAAAAACGGACAAACGGUAGUGGUAAACACGUGGCUCGUAAAGGGAAGAGUCCAAAGUUGCAGCGGGAGGAUGGGGGAACAAGCAAAGUGGUAAACAAAAUUUAUCCAUAAACUGCUAACGAACCCGUUGCCGCGUUGGCAAAGUUAUUCGGCUUUCUCUCUAAAAAAAGGUCCUUGUUGGCGGUGGGUUGGGCUUUUUCUUUCUUUCUUUAUUUCUCUGCCAACCCUUGCGGAGUUCAUCGUUAUCAACGUACUUGUGCUGCUGAUCAUCAUGCUGCUGUUGCUGCUUCUGUCGGUGCAAUAGGACGCAAAAGCCAGCAAGUGGGUGUGUGUAGUUGCACGGCCACACACACACACACUAUUCAAUGUUGAUGUAAAAAAGACGAAUGUUUGUUGAAAAGCUAAAGUUUGAGACAAUACUACUUUUACACAGCGCAAACAAAAUGUAGAGUGCGCACACAGUGUAAAAGAGAAAAGGUUCAACUCCCUCCUCAUUGCAAUUUGCGGGGAUUUUUAUUUUUCGAUUGCUUCCUUUUUAUUCUCGCCGUAACGUUGUUAAAUCUAUGCGUUGAUAAGGAACAAAAAAUGGUAUAAAAAUCAAAACACGAAUGGAACAGAAAAAAAGCAAAUGCUGGUUAAAAACAAUGCACCAUAGGUGAGCCCAGGAAAGAGCAACAAAAUGGCAUUAAAAGAUGAAUAUAUAUAUUUACGAAGUUCGAAGUGCAAUCUUGUUGCUAUCUUUUUCUAUAAACGAACAAAAAACUACACUUACAUACACAAUCUUACACGCUUCUUUUUGUCUUUACACACACACACACAUACACCUCUUUAUGCAAUGUAAGAAACAAAACAAAGAGUUAAAAACUCACCCCUGCAACACACAAACACACCCAACAACAACAACAACAACUGUACAAGGGGGACACAUAAAUCAUACAUAAUAGUUCUAAAAAUAAGUAAAUAAUAGCGGAAAAAGGAAAAGAAAACGAUGGUGCAAAGAUAAGAAAGAAAAACCCAGUGAACGAAAGAGAAGAAGAAGAAGAAGAAGAAGAAGAAGAAGAAGAAGAAGAAGAAGAAGAAGAAGAAGAAGAAGAAGAAGAAGAAGAAGAAGAAGAAGAAGAAGAAGAAGAGAGAAGGGAAAACGUAUCAUAAACAAGAAGGAAAAGUGUGCAAGAAAACAAUAUAAAGAGCUUAACAAUAUUAUAAAAAAAAUAUAGAAAGAAUGAAAUAGAACAACACAAACGAGACAACACAAAACAUCAAAAAACGGGAAAUGAAACAAAACAUGCAUUGAAAAAUAGAGAAACCACAAAUCACGAAGUAAAAGCGUUAAUAAAUAGAUAAAAAGCAGAAAAAAAGGCAGAACAAGUUGAGAGGAUAGAGAAAUGGGAAUAUGAGAAGAGGAGAGGUGUGCCUGAUGCGAACCUUCUGCUCAGUUGCAAUAAUUUAAAUUGGAAUUGAAAAAUGUAACUCGCACACCGGAUAAAUUACGGAAUUGAGUAUAUUGUUCCCUCGGGAUGUGGGAUUAUAAAAGAGAGAACAACGGGAAAAAAACACCCGCGAAACACUGUAAAAAAUAUAGUUAAAAAGAUCACAACCACAGCAACAACAACAACAACAACAACACGAUACGAAACAAAUCGACUACGUUCGUACACUUAGUUGAGGGAUUUUCUACCUUGUUUUUUCGAUUAAGACUUAAUCUUUAAGCUCGUCUUUAUUAGAUCUUGGAUGUGUUUUAAGUCGCCUCAUUCCAUAUAUAUUGUACUUAAUUUUUACCUCUGUUUUAUUAGUCCCUUUAGCCCUUAAGUAGAUGAAUUUAUGUUAGCUUAGAGUGAGAGAGAGAGAGAGAGAGAGAGAGAGAGAGAGAGAGAGAAAGAGAGAAAGAGAGAAAGAGACAGCGAUCGUGACCAAGGUUAUCGAACAGUAGAAGCCAGCACUUGGUCCAGGGAAACGUGCACAGUGCGCGGUUGUAUUUUCGUUUCUGUGCAUCAUAGUAGGCAUGUAGUAGUGUAGACAGAGCAGAGUGCGCGGUAUCGUUCGUUUCAGUUUGUAAAAUCGUUUGUUUGUUUAGCAAUAGUAUGUUUAAGGCGAGCAUGUUUCGUGUAAAGAAAAAACGAUUUACAACUGCUGCAAAUGUAAUGGUUUAGCUAUGAAGUGUGGAACGUGCUGGACGGAAAGGUGCGAAAUACAAGAAAAUAUAAACUGUUGACAUGA